Drosophila kikkawai is the source of this 3370-nucleotide messenger RNA. RefSeq names its product SRY-box transcription factor sox21b (gene Sox21b). NCBI's taxonomy places the organism in Eukaryota, Metazoa, Arthropoda, Insecta, Diptera, Drosophilidae. Gene Ontology annotation, molecular function: RNA polymerase II cis-regulatory region sequence-specific DNA binding; DNA-binding transcription factor activity, RNA polymerase II-specific. Gene Ontology annotation, biological process: cell differentiation; positive regulation of transcription by RNA polymerase II; anatomical structure morphogenesis. The record is from RefSeq and is a predicted model, not a curated record.
UAGCCGCCAAAGCGCGCUUAGAUGCAGCCACCAGCCAUAGCCAACUUGGCCAACAAGAGCCGAUCAGCCAGCCAGCUAGCGACGGUUAAGCCCCCUCGUGGCAAGAGGCAAAAAUAACAGUAGCAGCCGCACCGCAAGGAGACACAAUCAAAGCGAAAACUUUUCGCGGACCCCGUGCUAUAAAAAGUGAAAACUGACCAUCACAAGUUAAUACUAUCAACCGGGUUUAUCAAAAACCCUUUUAAUAACAAUAUAUCAAUAGAGUGAUUAAAACAAAACAGUGUGCUUAUAUUACCAACUGAAGUGCUCACAAAAAACCCACACGAAUGCGAGUCAAAAUAAUGCAUAAAUCUAGUAAAUAAAUCCCCCCUAAGCUACUUACUUCUCUCGUUAAAAUUGACGUCAAACAGGCCCCAUUGUCUGCAGAACCGAAGAAUAUAGCAGGCUGUAUAGGUAUCUUAUCAAUGAGAAUGAAAAGCAAACAACACAAAUCAACAUAAACUAGUGAUAUCCAAUAUGUAAAGUGUUCGGUUACAAAACGGCAACGGCUCAGCAUCGUAAAAGUCAACAAAUUCAACAUUUUAUGGCGGAUCCGGAGAGUGGAAUUCAUAAACGCCAACAACAAACCAUAAACAUAUAUUAACCAGAUGAUUCGGUAGUAUAUUCCGUAUAUAUGCCGCCAUCGAAUUCUUGAAUUUCGAACGCCGGAAAACGGAAAAGCCUAAGGAAAUGCAGAACUUUUCAAGCUCAACGCACCACCAUAAACUCAACACCAGUUCCAGCUCCACAAGUUCCAGCACCACCCAGUCCGCCCACCGGCUCGAGGGCCACAGAUUGAGCCACCGAGCUAGCCCGGCUCCGUCUCCGUCUGCAAUAUGAUGGAACGUCUGUCCACGCACCUGUCGCUCACCGGCCUAUCGCUCGCUCACCCCCUUCAGUCGCACCUGAGUUCCGGCAGUGGAACCCACCACCUUGGACAACUGGCGGCGGCGGUGCAGCAGCACCACCAGCAUCACCAGCAGCAGCAACAGCAGCAGCAGCAGCAGUCUGACCUAGGCCACUCGCACCACCUGCACUCGGGCCAGCAGCUUUCGCUGAGCCACCAGCACCACCACGCCCACCAGUCGCCGCAGCAUCAGCAGCAGCUUCAGCACCAUCCGUGUAGCAGCAAUAGCAGCAACGGCUCGCCAAACGGUUCCGCCGGCCUAAGUCUGCACCCCCACUCGGCGCUCCACCUGGCGCAUCACCACCCGCAGCUGCACCAGCACCACUCCUCGGGUCAGCAGCCGCAGCAACAGCAGGGCAGCCAGCCGGCGGUGUCGUCCUCUUCCGGAUCCCAUCACAGCCAGCCGCUGUCGCUGUCCCAUCAGCCGCACACCAGCAACGGAAGCUCCCAGCUGGGCGGCGGAGCGGGUUCUGGUUCUGGUGGAUCAGCCAAUAGCCACCACAGUGCUCCGGCCUCCAGCAGCGUGAUGGCCGCCGCAGCAGCCGCCCAUUUGCACCACAAUUCACAGGCGUCGCCGAUCAGCAAUUUGCACCAGAAUAUGGGCAGCCUCAUGAACAGCGGCAGCAGUGCCAGCGAUGUAUUUUUCAGCCUGAUGAUCCAGAACACAACGAAACGUCAGAACGAGGAGCACAUAAAAAGACCCAUGAACGCCUUUAUGGUGUGGUCGCGACUCCAGAGACGUAAGAUAGCUCAGGAUAAUCCAAAAAUGCACAAUUCGGAAAUAUCCAAGAGACUGGGUGCCGAGUGGAAGCUGCUCACCGAGGAGGAGAAGCGUCCGUUUAUAGACGAGGCCAAGCGCUUGAGGGCCAUGCACAUGAAGGAGCAUCCGGACUACAAGUAUCGACCCAGACGCAAACCGAAGGCCCUGAGACGCGAUGGCUAUCCCUAUCCCAUGCCAUAUCCCUCGGUGCCAGUGGAGGCGUUAAGAGCGGGCAUUACGCCCGGUUACUUUGCGCCCGGUCCCACAGCGGCUGCCUAUCACCUGGGCAGCCAUCUCGGCCAGACAUCGACGCCGACCACGACGCAGGCCACCCUUUCAGGACAGAUGGACAAGUUUGCCCUGGAGCGCAGUUCAUAUCUCAGCAACUCAACGCAGGCAAGUGCCGCUGCCUAUAGCGCCUACCUGGAUCCCAGUGUCCUGACCAAGGCGUACUUUGACUCCAAGAUGUACCAGGAUCGGGCGGCCAACUAUGCCUUCGACAUAUCCAAGAUCUAUGGUGCCCAGCAGCAUGCAGCCGCCCAUCACCAACAGCAGCAGCAGCAACAACAGCAACAACAGCAGCAGCAGCAACAGCAGCAACAAUUGCUGCUCGGCGGAAGCGGAGGAGGCGGUGGCAGCGCCAGCUCGCACAACAACAACAGCAGCAGUGGACUGGACGAGCGCGAUGCCACGCCCCAGCUAGAGGCGGGCGGCGGCAGCAUUGUGGUGGAGGCCAAGCCGCACCUGCACUCGCCCAGUGACGUGGGCCUGGACUAUGCUCAGUAUGCUCAGCAGUAUGGCGGUCAGUUGGCCACGGCAGCAGCGGCGGGUGGCGCUGUUGGGGGGGUUGGGGUGGCUGCCGGCACCGGGAGUGGGUCAGGGGGUGGGGGCGGAGGCGCUGCAGACUUUCGGCGACCGCUGACGGUGAUCUUCUGACCACCAUCUUCCAAUGGCAGCGAGGAGUUAAACUUGUCCAUGACCUAGGAAAAGCUCACGAAAGAAAGGUGACAAGGCAAGCAAGUUGAAAGCCCAAAAACCUUGGUAAUCAAUUUUGAUCAAAUUUGGAGGAGAUUUUAAAUCAAUUAUUUCGGGAAGUUUAAAAACAUUAAAGAACACAUUAAAUAAUUUAAAUACAUUUUUAAAUAUGUAAUUUCCAUUUGGAAAUAUUUUUAUUACGAAGACCUCUUCAAGAACCUGAAAUAAUUUUAAAUAAAUUUCCAAAAACAAUAUUUAAAUACAUAACUUUCUCCAAAUUGAUUAAAAUUAAAAACCUUAAAAAGGUUAGAGGGUUAAAUACCCUCUAAACAGGGUAUAGCGCAGAGGGAAUAACGAAUACAACCGAAAACGCGAGAUUAAAGUUAAACGUAGCCAACAUUUGCAUGUAAGUCUCCAGUUGUAAACUAACCGUAAGCUUUGUUAAAUUAGAGGAAGAAAGCAGCCACGAAGAAAGGGGAAGAAGAAAGGAAACAAGAAGAAAGGUAGAACAAGAAAACCACUUAGCGAAAGAAAAAUAUAAAACAAAAUUCCAACAAAAACAAAACAACAACGAGCGGUGCAAUUUUUUAUGUUUUAAACGCAGAUCGAAGUGCAUAGCAUAAAUUUAAACUUAAAUUUAAAAUGUAUUUAAAUUCUACACUAAACACACACAAAAACAAAAAAAAAAC